This is a messenger RNA of Cervus elaphus (red deer), 1780 nucleotides long. RefSeq names its product solute carrier family 35 member E1-like. Bases 418 to 882 code for a protein of 154 amino acids. Gene Ontology annotation, cellular component: Golgi apparatus. The transcript has a single exon. Lineage: Eukaryota; Metazoa; Chordata; Mammalia; Artiodactyla; Cervidae. Gene Ontology annotation, molecular function: antiporter activity. The record is from RefSeq and is a predicted model, not a curated record.
ACGCAUCAGUCGUCCGGCCCGCUGCUACCGCCGCGCUUCUACCCGCGCUACGUGCUGCCGCUCGCCUUUGGCAAGUACUUCGCAUCAGUGUCCGCGCACGUCAGUAUACGGAAGGUGCCCGUGUCCUACGUGCACACCGUCAAGGCCACCAUGCCCAUCUGCGUGGUCCUCCUGUCCCGGAUCAUCAUGAAGGAGAAACAGAGCACCAAGGUGUACCUGUCACUCAUCCCCAUCAUUAGCGGCGUCCUGCUGGCCACCGUCACCGAGCUGUCCUUCGACAUGUAGGGGCUUGUCAGCGCCCUUGCUGCCACACUGUGCUUCUCGCUUCAGAAUAUUUUCUCCAAAAAGGUAUUAAGAGAUUCAAGGAUCCACCAUCUCCGGCUGCUGAACAUCUUGGGCUGCCAUGCCGUCUUUUUUAUGAUCCCCACGUGGGUCCUGGUAGAUCUCUCGGCUUUCCUGGUCAGCAGCGACCUGACCUCUGCGGCCCAGUGGCCUUGGACGCUCCUGCUCCUGGCUGUCAGCGGCUUCUGUAACUUUGCGCAGAAUGUCAUCGCCUUCAGCAUCCUCAACCUCAAAAGCCCUCUGAGCUACUCGGUCGCCAACGCCACCAAGAGGAUCAUGGUCAUCACGGUGUCCCUCAUCAUGCUGCGGAACCCCGUCACCAGCACCAACGUCCUGGGCAUGAUGACGGCUAUCAUCGGAGUCUUUCUGUACAACAAGACCAAGUAUGACGCGAACCAGCAAGCCCGGAAGCACCUCCUCCCCGUCACAACAGGGGACCUGAGCAGUAAGGAGCACCCCCGGAGCCCCCUGGAGAAGCCCCACAACGGCACGCUCUCCCCCCCGCACAGCGACUACCAGUACGGCCCAACAACAUCUUGACAGAUCACUUCCAGUACAGCCGGCCCACCUACCCAAACUCAUACACUUUGAACCUAUACGACGUGUAGAGCCUCGCGAGCUGGGCAGGACGUUCUGCCAGUCCUCUCCUCCAUCCCCGCCCCCAGCAGCAUCAGAAACUCCUGACAACCAGUGAAUGUACAACCCAGCCAAGGGGGGAUGGUGCGGAACCAGCGGAAGACCGUGGGGACCACCACCCCGAGCUCCGGUGUUUCACGCCCUUUCUUCCUGGAGCCUUGUCUUCUGAGGGCGGCGUCACUCUGGAAACCUUGGCUAGGUUUUUACCUUUCUGUGUAGACUUACUUCCCCAAGUCUGUUCUUCAGAGUUCUUAUUCUGCUUUCCAGCCAGGACCCUUUCUGGAAAGGACACAGACCUCAGCGGGCGAGAUGUGCUUUGCAGGGAGGGUGGCGAGGAAAGGCCCCUAGGGUGGUGCUUUGUGACUGGCCACUGUCAGGCAGGCGCAGGACCGAAGCAGGUGUGGAGCAGAGGAGUGCAAGAAUUACGAAAACGUCUCCAGCCACAAAGGUGGACUCAGCUCUGGGUCAGCCCCAUGACGAUUUGCAAUUCUGGCCAACAUUCCGCAGUGCAGAGCAAUUGCAAUUAGCAUUGAAUCCUUACAGCCUAAUUCUCUCACCCGCUAGUCAGAGUUGGUGUGCCAACCGAAAGGGAAGGGUGGCUGCUGAUUCCUGACUCUCUUCCUUUGCUGGAGUGGAACGACUCUCCUCUCGGAGCAGCAAGAAGGAUCAUUCGAAAUCAUGUUCAGCAUUCCAAGCUAAACUACAGUACUCACUCUGUUUUCUCAUGAGCCUUCAACACUGUGCUUAACAGGAUAUCUGGUGAGAUGUUGGUUUUAUGAGGAUCUUACAUUUUUCUAGGGCA